This is a messenger RNA of Pseudomyrmex gracilis, 1527 nucleotides long. RefSeq names its product protein AAR2 homolog. The record is from RefSeq and is a predicted model, not a curated record. Lineage: Eukaryota; Metazoa; Arthropoda; Insecta; Hymenoptera; Formicidae. The coding region runs from base 299 to 1438 and encodes 379 amino acids. The transcript has 5 exons. Gene Ontology annotation, biological process: spliceosomal tri-snRNP complex assembly.
UGGUUUCUUUGAUGUUCGAAGAUGUUUGAAAACAAGAGCAACCGUUUGAGCGAGGCAAGGAUUUGUGUUUGUGUUCACAACGCGUUUGAGAUCUCGAAUGAAAAACAACGACCAAUCGAAUUCGCACAAUUCAAUUGACCAACCAACGCGAUUGGUCAACGAUUUCGAAGAUCGUUGUACGGCUUAGAUCUUGGCUGCAAAGUUGUUUACAGCUGUGCUGCGAGAUUAGGUUUAUGUUUGUUCUGACGAACUUUGUCAAUACGCCGCGUAAACGCGAUAGUACUCAGUGACAAACAGAAUGGAAUUGGAUCAAAAUGUCGCGCAAGGUCUUUUAACUCAAGGUGCCACGCUGGUCUUGCUGGAUGUACCCGUGGGCACUGACGUUGGCAUUGAUCUCAAGUCCUGGAAUACGGGAGAUAAUUUUAAGGGUAUCAAGAUGAUCCCCCCGGGGGUUCAUUUUGUGCAUUACAGUGCGGUGGAUAAGUUUGGUGAGAUGGCAUCUAGAGUUAGUUUCUUCCAUGAUUUUAAGAAGUGCGAGAUCUUGGUGAAAAAAUGGGACAGCAAGGAAGAGACCGUCAGCUCAGAACCUGUACCCGAAGAAACUGUUCAGAGAUUGAAGGAUAAUAUAAAAGAGCUGGACAGAUAUUUAGGACCGUAUCCGUACGACAUAUGGGAACAGUGGAAGAAAUUAACAAACAGAAUCACCGAAUCUGUUGUAGAGCGAUGCUCACCACUGUGUGGAUUUGUACAAUCUGCCUUGGAAUUGGAGCACUGUAGCGACGCCUCAAGACCACGCGGUGGAGAAUCCAGCAGCAAGAAGAGAAAACCUGGUAGACGUACAGCGGAGAAUAGAGAGGACACUUUGUUGCCGGAUCUGAAGCCAAAACCUGGCACAGAACUCAGACUUACGGAGAUACCGGACAAGCAGUAUCCCGACAACGCAACUCCGAGCGAAAUAACACAGCAUUCCCUUGACACCAGUUACGCGCUGCAUACCUUUGUGAAAAAAUUGCGGGAGCCUGUUGAGAUCAUCGGAGAGAUGCAAUUGACAUUCGUCUGCUUUCUGGCCGGCCAGAGUUUCGACGCUUUCGAGCAGUGGAAAGAACUGGUGUCGUUGAUUUGCGGCGCGGACAAAGCCAUUUCUCAGUAUCAUUCUAUUUACACCGAGUUUUUAGAAGUUCUAGAAGUCGAGUUGUUGUACGUGCCGGAGGAGGUGCUGUGCGAUAUCGUGGCGAGUAAUAAUUUCGUAUAUCGCAAUUUGUGCAAACUAUUCGGCAACAUCGAGUCGAACGCGGAGGUGGACGGCCGACUGAAGUCAUACGCGAAACGUUUGCAAAAACGAUUGACCACCAAGUUCCAGUGGGACUUUUCGAAUUUACUCGAGGAAGCGGAUGACGAAGCGCCUGUAAUUGUCGAUCUCGAUGACACGAAUGAUUAAAUUACAAAAUCGAAUGUACAUAUUCUGAUUGUGUGACGCAACUUGUAAAUAAUAAUAAAUAAAUCGUUAGAACUUUUUAUAUAACACGA